Gadus morhua (Atlantic cod) is the source of this 1491-nucleotide messenger RNA. It is a transcript of the gene rrp36, whose product is annotated as ribosomal RNA processing 36. Bases 173 to 1273 code for a protein of 366 amino acids. Gene Ontology annotation, biological process: maturation of SSU-rRNA from tricistronic rRNA transcript (SSU-rRNA, 5.8S rRNA, LSU-rRNA). Lineage: Eukaryota; Metazoa; Chordata; Actinopteri; Gadiformes; Gadidae. The transcript has 9 exons. The record is from RefSeq and is a predicted model, not a curated record. Gene Ontology annotation, cellular component: 90S preribosome; nucleolus.
CCACCGGCUUCCCGGAAAUGAAGGAAAACAAGGUCCCACAUGUUGGAAGAAGAGCUGCCCAUUUAAGUUUCGGUAAUUCUGCGGAUCUUUGAUGCGUAAUCGACUCAUAACUCAAAGCCAGUCGCUAACCAGAACACUGCGGAGAAGCUGUCGGUUGUUAUAAAUCCUAAUCAUGACCAGCAUACCCAAGAAAGCGAAGCUGAAAAGUGGCGAUAAAAGUAGCAUUGUGAGGAAGAAGAUGGAGGAGACGGCGUUCUCAGGCGACAGCGAGGAAGAGUCCGAUGUCGAAAUGGAAGCAAACUUCGCGCUUCUGACCAAGAACAGGACGAUUGUGGGGGAGGAAGAGAAGGGUGAUGAAGGUGGUGCAUCUAGUGGUGAGGAGGAGAGUGGAGACGGUAGUGAUGAAGAAGAGGAGGAUAGGGGAGAAGGAAGUGAUAAAGAGGAGGAAGAGCGGGGAGAAGGUAGUAGUAGUGGUGGUGAUGAUGAUGAGGAGGAGCAGGGAGAAGGUAGUGAUGAAGAUGAUGAUGAUGAGGGUGAAAGCUCGGAUGAAGAUGAUGAAAGUGGAGAGACGAAGGAGGUGGACGCUGUAGGAAACGCACACACUGAAAAAGAUGUGAAAGAGCUGUCCACCAUGUCCUUUGAGGAAAUCCUGAAGCUGCAGCAGAAGGUUGGGAUGAAGGCCUACAAGAAGAUGGCCCACGGCUCCACCGUCGGCCCGCGGGCCCGCAGAGGAGAGAAACGCCUCAACAAGAACAGGCCCAUAGAGAUUUCCUCCAAGAGAUAUGUCCCGUUCCUGAGGGAGGUGGUCGCAGUGAAGAAGAGUGUGAGACGGGACCCUCGCUUUGACGACCUCUCAGGAGAAUACAAGCCGGAGAUCUUCGAGAAAACCUACCGCUUCAUCAAUGACAUCAGAAGCUCGGAGAAGGAGGAAGUGAAGAAGAUGAUGAAGCGGUCUCAGCGCCCCUCCAAAAAGGAGGAGCUGAAGACCCUGGUUCUGAGGAUGGACAACCAGGAGCGGUCGAGAAGGAGCCAGGAGGUGCAGAGGGAGAAGGAGCUGGAGUUCAAGAGGAAGCAGAAGGAGCAGGCAGCGCAGGGCCUGCAGCCCUUCUUCCUCAACAAGGGCGAGCAGAACAAGCUGCAGCUAGCGGAGAAGUACGAGCAGCUGAAGAGGAGCGGCAAGCUGGAAAAUUUCCUGACCAAGAAGAGGAAGAGGAACGCCACCAAGGACCGCAAGAAGCUGCCUUACCAGAACUACAAAAACCAAGACCAAUAGUCCAACCAGAACUACUAUCACCAGAAUCCAUAGUUACACCAGAACUACAAACCCAAGCCCCACCAGAACUACGAACCCCAGAUCUUUAUGUGUGUGUUUUGAAGGGCUACGAUCCGGAUGUUGAAGUGAACAAACUUCUGGAACUCCGUUUGAAACGGGUCAGUUGUUCAUGUUACACUUCAUUUUAUUCAGUCAAUUCAAAUAAAUGUAUAAAAGUA